CGCACAGUCGUUAAACAGUUUUUAACUAAUAAGCUAAUAAUUGUCACCGUGUGUUUAUCACGGCAAUGAAUUUUACACGCCAAAGAUUUCUGGAAGUCAAUGGGCAAGAUGAUUUCACUGUAAUCCAUAUUAGAUCAUAUGUAAACUCUUACUACAAGUCCCAUAAUGUACCUGUUCGUUUCCUUGGAAACAUGUUGUUGUCUCUUUAAUAGGUGCUUAACUACGGCGAAAUACAGCUUUCUAAAUAACUUAAGCUAAAUAGCGUGUUGCUUUUAUACUUUCCCUCAGUUAAUUGUUUCUAGCCGCUGUAUAACACACUGAGACAGGAUAGCUACAAAGUGAGGGACUCUAUUACAGGUGUGAAUAUGUAUGGCGCUCCGGUGGAUUUAUCUUUCAAACAAAUCAGCAGUUUGGCAGACGCACGGACAGAGGAACCCAGCACCGUUCUGCGGCCUUUAAAAAGAAACUCACAGAUGAAGUACCUAAGCUGCUCCCUGCGUCUCAAUAACAACAACAUCACUCACAUUCAUGACCUCCAUAAGACUGUUAACCACUUCCUGGCUGAGCCAUCGCAGCUCGCCUGGCUGGACCUUUCCUUCAACAAAAUCUCACACAUAGAUCAAGUUUUGUGCGAGCUACAUGAACUGCGUGUGUUAUAUCUGCACGGCAACAACAUUUUUAUUCUGUCAGAGGUGGACAGGCUGGGCGUGCUACCACAUCUACACACCGUCACUCUACAUGGAAAUGUCAUAGAAACCAACAAGGCCUACAGGAAUCGUGUGAUUUCUGCCCUGCCUUGGCUAAAGACGAUGGACUUCAGUGCUGUGACACGCCAGGAGCGAGUCAUGGCAAAGAUUUGGCAAAGCAGCAACAACCGCAGAAGCUGCAAGGAGACUCUCCAGUGACUGCUGACUCGUCUCCAUCAGCGUGUGUCGAAGUCAUACUUUCACCCAAAUGUUCUGUGCUCUACAUCCACUC
Molecule: messenger RNA, 978 nt
Organism: Epinephelus lanceolatus (giant grouper)
Lineage: Eukaryota; Metazoa; Chordata; Actinopteri; Perciformes; Serranidae
Source: RefSeq, a predicted model, not a curated record